Molecule: messenger RNA, 2793 nt
Organism: Saprolegnia parasitica CBS 223.65
Lineage: Eukaryota; Oomycota; Saprolegniomycetes; Saprolegniales; Saprolegniaceae
Exons: 12
Coding region: 25-2733 (902 amino acids)
Molecular function (GO): calcium ion binding
Source: RefSeq, a predicted model, not a curated record
GCGGUCGAACGAUUUCCGGUGAUUAUGCAUUCGAUGGCCGAGCUUGGCCGCGACCUCUUCCAGCGCAAGGCCGCUCCAAUUUCAACGCUCUCGAAGCUCGACGCGAUGAACCCUGCAGACGUGGACCUGAUCCGGGCGUUGGCCAACAAUGCAAGUCUCGUCGAGAGAUUUCGCCACCAAAUUGAGCUGUUUGCGCGCCUUCAGCGGCAGCCGGAAGACACACUGCGGCGCUUCAGUCUGAACGGCGACAACCGACUCGACUUUAAGGAGUUCCAGCCCGCGCUGAAGCGGCUUUUUGGGCACGAUAUUUCGCAUGCUCAGUCCCGCGACCUCUUCCUCGCGUUUUGCCCGACGUCGGCCAAGAAGCUCGACAUCGACACGUUUUGCCAGAUCAUGGGCCAUUGGAGCCAGCAACGCAGCGCGGCGGUCGUCGCGCCGUCGCCCGUCCCGAGCAUCAACCGGUCAAGGGGGCAAAUGGAUUCGCACGCGAACCUCCGGCGCGGUCUUGAGCUCGCGACGAUCAAUUACGACAAGCUCAGCGACAUGUUUCUGAAAAUGGAUGUCGGGUGCACGGGCUACUUGACGAAGGAAGAGUUUGAACUAGCGAUGGGCCACCUCGGCAUCUACUUUACGCUUCAAGAAUACGACCAGCUCUACGCGCAACUGCCCCUAACAGUGCUCGACACGCGCGGCUUGCUUUACAGCGGCUUUCUCGCACUGCUUGGAGUAAAAAUGUCGUCGCUUUUCCACAACCAAAAGAUAUGGGAGGCUGUCUUGGCCAUCACUGACGCCAUCAAGCUUCAGCUGGCGCAGUGGGCAAAGGACGGCCGAGACGCCUUGUCACCUGACGACCUUCGGUCUGUGCUCGGUGCGUGUGGCAUUACCUUGUCAAAUGCCGACUUUACGGGCCUUCGACUGCGCCUCCAACCGUUCACGAAUUCGGAUGGCGACAUCACGAUUGCUUCGUUGCACGCCGCGCUGCAUGACAAGACAGCAUCUGUGCUUCAUGGUGCAUCAUGCGCUCCAGCGCCAGGAUCACCCGCGAAACGCGGCAAGAAGAUGGCGUCGGAUGGGUCGUCCAGCGGGUCAGCUCUCGCCGCUGGAAAGACCACCGAGCAACGAAACGCCGAAGCCCAACACAGCCUCGUGCGCAUGCCCGACCAAAAGCAAAAGUCCGAGUUUGGCGCGACCUUUCUGCAGCUGCCCAUCAUCCAGACUGAGUCGCGACCGCCGGACAAUUGUCUCGAGGCACGUAUUCGGCAGAAGCUCGCAAAGCUUAAAGAGACGGGCCCAGCUCAUCUCGAGAGUGUCCGGAAUGUAUUUCCUGGGGAUCGCUUUGGUCGUCUCACGCGCGGCCAGUUGCGGCAGUCGCUGGCUCAGCUCGGCAUCGUCUCUCGGCACGCGGACGUAGAGGGACUCUUUUGGACACUGGACCCAACCGGUCGUGGCUACGUCGUUGUCGACGACUUUUACAAGCACUUGCAGCACGACGUUAAUGAAGAAGCCAGCGCGGGCGAAGAAAGUUAUGAUGUCAAGGCAAACGCUGACGAACGCAUGUAUCGCUUUGAAGAGCAGCGGUUCAUUGAUGCCCUUGAAGUCAAGGUUCCUAAUGUGCUGCGCGUAUGUCGGCGCAUCGAUUCUGCCCACACGGGCUCGCUGUCCAAAGCCGACUUUAUCUGGGCCAUGCAGGAGGCCGGGCUGCUCAUGUCCCAGAGUGAUGCGUCAACUGCCAUCUCAACCUUGUCGUCCCGGAAAGACGGCGUUGUCGCCUACGAAACGAUCGCUGCAACGCUGGAAGCUCUUCGCGCCAAGCGUCGCCGCCACGCCACGCAUCUCUCGAAUACGGCGCUGCUGUUGGAUCCACCCGCAACGCACGAGCCCCAAGCAGCCUCGGUUUACCACGACUACCCAGCUCGUCGGUCGAGCCUAUCGCUUAGCUACGACGAAAUCGAGCCACCGGUGCAAGAGAAGGAUAAGGACUUGACCUUUGCGCUGCAGCCCAACCCGACCAUGGACCCCAAGCUUGUCGAGGAGCGCCAGAUACGACAGGCCGCAGUGAAGCAACUCGGCCUCAUCAACAGCAUACUGGAGAAGCGCAGUGACCUCAAGCUGUGCUUUGACCUGUACCCGUACAAACCGUCCGUCGGAGGCUGCAUCGUUCUGAGCCUCGACGCGAUCGCCGAGAUCCUUACGUCGGCGCGCAUGGGCUUGGACAUCCCAACGCUGCCAGACGCGGUCGCUUUCGUGCGCAGCAUUGUUCCGGGUGGUGCCAAGGAGCUUAGCUUUGUGGAGCUCAUUCGGGGACUCAACCAAGCGCAGCACACGGGGUCGCCCACGGGCCUUUCAGGGGAGCCGAUCGAGACGUGGGACGCGUCUUGUGUUCAAAGCUCCAUUCGGCGAAAGCUUGCGCUCGAGAGCUCGCUACGCGACGUCGGCGUGCACAACUGGUCUCGCACUGGGAGCAUCAUCGUUCGGCACGCGUUCAAGGGUCUGGCGUCGCGCGAGAUGACGACGGGCGCUGCUCUCGGUGGCCAGUAUGACGCGACGUGCCGCAACGCAGACCUCAAGCAUGUUUGCUUUCGCCUCUCGCUUGAUCUCACCCCAUCGGAAGCUGGAUUCCUCCUGCGUCACAUGCACGCCGUCGAGCGUGGGUUCUUCUCGUCGUCGGACCUCUUCCAGUGCUUUAGUGCCGUCUUAUUCCCUCCACCGCAUCCGACGCCAGCAAUCGCGUAGAGCUACGUCGUCGUUGUAAGAGCGUUGCGAGAGCGCCAUCUAUUGCCUCAUAUGUGACCG